CUGGACGUCAUAGAAGCGGUAUCUGCAGCUCCCUUUUCCUCCACUACAAUGACCACCAAUAUCCCACAAAAAUCUCUAAUUUUAAGCUAAAAUUCUUGUGUGGGUGGUGAAGGUCAGGUGUGGGCAGCAAUGGUCGCCUCUCAGGGCUAUUUAACGCUGCUUUUAGUCAUAAAAGGGACAGUAUGCCACACAACACACAACAACGAGACUGUUGUUGCUGGCAUCCUGCAGGGAAGCUGGUUCUCGUGGGAGGAGGGUCGUAGUGUUAACACAGAGAUCAGUGCCAGGAAGAUGAGUGGACUGGGCACUGUGAUCGAAGGAGAGGCACUACGAACUGGCACCUUCCAGUAUAUCUUGAGGCAUCAGUCACCUUGCUUCACCUGUGUUGUAUUCAUUGUCAGGACAUGGAAUAUAUUGGAGAGAUUCCAAAGUACAUGUGUCAGUGAAGGGACACUGAAGAACUCUGAGUGGGAGAUGUGUCUUGGUUUGAGUGAUGGUCGUACUGGAUACAUUAUGUUUCGUCAGGAUCCAACUUUUCUUAACUGUAGGCCGGCGAUACAUGGCCUGUAUCACUUCGCCUGGCAGAAUACAUUCAGUUUCACAGGAGAGUGUAACCAUCCAGAUGCGACAAUCAGAUCCUGCCAGGCUCCUGGUAGUCAGUACCUGAUGGACAGUCAAACCUUACUAGUGAAAUACAGAGUGAGUGUUGGGGUUUACUUCCUCUCCUCCAGGCGAGGGUCCAUUGUACUAUCAUAUCACAGGUAUAAUAAUUACUGUCAUGUCACAUGUAUAAUAACUGUCAUAUCCACAGGUGUGGUGUUUUCAUGUCUGGGCGAUUGGUUUGUGGGCAAGAACCACUACUUUGCAGUCGUCAACACGAAAGAGUCACGCAAGGAGGAGAAGUAUCGUUGUUUCAUUCGUAAUCGUGAGGACGACUUAUACCUGGGACACUCUAUCACUCCAGAGUGUUCCCCUCUUAAGACUCCAGAGAACAGUCCUAUCAGGUUCAGACUCUCUUAUGUAAAACAUGAGGUGGUACCACCUGGAUGUUUCCUGCCCAGGAACCUGACAGGUGACUGGCAAUCUACUGGCCCAGGUGAACCUCACCUCACCAUCAAUGCUACACACAUACAGGAGACUACCUGGAGGGGCUACUCUGCCAAGACUUCCAUCUACGUGUGUCUACAACACCGGGGUAGUCGCUACCUGAUGGCCAAGCUUAGUGUAGAGGGUUGUCAAACAGAGUACGUGUGUUGGGAGAUGGUUCCUCGUCACCACAACAUCGUCAGGUUUAGGGUAACCUGGCCACUUAUCUACCAGGGUUACUACCAGGUGUGUGACUACGCUAACUUCCGCAGUGGUAGGGAGUGGCAAUACCACACACUAAUAGCUGAUCCUCCAGAGCCUAUCUCCUGUCCCAUUGGUGGACGAUUCUCCUUUGUGCAGCGUGGACCGUCACCCCUAACUAAGAGGAUUCUAGGGGGUAUCACAUCCUCUCCCCUGGACACCUACCCCUGCCACAGACAGGUGUCAGAUCUGUCUGUCUGUACACCGGAUCGUCGGUGGAUCAAUAUUGACAUGGAUCUCUGUCUGUCUCUCAAUAAGGAUGGUCAUCAUGUUGAUUAUAACAGAAUGUUGGACUACCGACUACAGUGUGUAGGAUUCUGGCAUGAGAAUCUUCGAUCAUACCUCGUUACCAUUGAUCCUUCCGAUCCUGUCUCCAGGUUCAGGUGCUGGGUAUACCAGAGAGUGGGACUGGGUAGACUGGUAUUAUCACAGUCAGUUGGUGCCGCUUGUGGUCUACAUCAGAACUUCCUCUCUUACACCUAUGAUGAGGGCGCCGCUGUGGGUCUUAACCUCACCUUCAGUGAACGAAUACACGACCAGUGUCCUAUCUACUAUGAUGAUGGUCAUGACCCCUGGAAGAUCCAGAAUGGUGCAGUGACGGUCUUCAGAUUCGCAAACAACAAUUCUACCUCCGUCUACGUCACUACCACCUUCAUCAUCUUUCUACAAGUAUUAGCGCUAAUCUUCACUAUAUCUACAGUACUGAAUAAUUUUUAUGUGUAUAUUCACUGAUACGUGUGUGUAUAUACUGGUGUAUGUUGGUUUUCAUGUAGAUUUUGAGUAGUGUAGAUUACUAUAGGUGUUGUGUAGUUGUAGGGAUUGAGAUAUAGCUCCUGGUCCUGUUUCUGCUGGUUGUGUGUGUGUGAGAGUAUCUGAGUGUGUGUGAGAGAGUGUGUAUAUGUGACUGUUUGUAUGUGGAUAUUCAUAUGUAUAGGUGUAUGCAAGUGUAUGUUUGUUAAUUUUAACCAGUAAUACAACAUACAAAAAUUGUAUUAUCUAGAUAAUUUAGUUGUCCUGCACUCCAAUAUUUUUCAAAAUGCAUUAUAAUCCUAAAAUACAGUAUUAGUAUUAUUAUUAUCUUU
This is a messenger RNA of Cherax quadricarinatus, 2429 nucleotides long. NCBI's taxonomy places the organism in Eukaryota, Metazoa, Arthropoda, Malacostraca, Decapoda, Parastacidae. The record is from RefSeq and is a predicted model, not a curated record.